This is a messenger RNA of Danio aesculapii, 9600 nucleotides long. RefSeq names its product tolloid-like 1 (gene tll1). Gene Ontology annotation, biological process: proteolysis. The transcript has 22 exons. Lineage: Eukaryota; Metazoa; Chordata; Actinopteri; Cypriniformes; Danionidae. Gene Ontology annotation, molecular function: metalloendopeptidase activity; calcium ion binding; zinc ion binding. The record is from RefSeq and is a predicted model, not a curated record. The coding region runs from base 307 to 3375 and encodes 1022 amino acids.
CUUUGAGGCUGUAAAACACAAGACCCUGAGGGCAUUCUCUGUCUGAGCUGUGCCUCUUCAGGAAAACUGACUGCGCAAGAGAAAGGAAGAGUGAGCUGGUAUCUUCUGUAGUAGUAGAGGUUCAUGUUGAUGCAUUUGGCGUCCAGCUGAGAUGCCGCGUCGCUGACGGUCCUGCCCCGUCUGUCGAACCGGACCAAUGAUGAUAAUGAAGGCGAUGAUGUCCACACGGCGCGUGUAGCGCUAUAUUCCACACUGCCGGACUUUUUCCAGACACUCCUCUCUGACCCACGCUCGUUCACACCUCAGAUGGACUACCUUUACUCUGCACUCACCAGUAAAAUGCAUUGCAUCGCACUCCUGCUGGCCGGCUUGACUUUUUGUUGCAAAGUGUCCGUGCACAGCUGUUUAGAUUACGAUGACAGUUAUGAUUAUUAUGAGGAGGAGAAAACAGAGACAAUAGACUACAAGGAUCCCUGCAAAGCAGCUGUAUUUUGGGGAGACAUUGCUUUGGAUGAUGAGGACUUGAAAAUGUUUCACAUUGAUGGGACGAUAGACCUUAAGCAACAAACACAUGGGAGACAAGGACACACAUCUGGAGGUUUAGGAGAAAACGAGCCCACUAAGAAGAGGGGUUCGUUAUAUCUGUUGCUAGACAGAAUACGACGGUUAGGUUUUGAGUCGUGGCCAGUAAACAGCAGUAAAGAUGUGUCGAGUAUGAAGACUGGAGUGAGAAGAGUAAACAGCGUCAGAAAUGUAAAGUCUCGAGUCCCACGUGCUGCUACGUCCCGAGCUGAGAAGAUCUGGCCUGGAGGAGUCAUCCCUUAUGUCAUAGGAGGCAACUUCACCGGAAGUCAGAGGGCCAUGUUAAAGCAAGCAAUGAGACACUGGGAGAAACAGACGUGUGUGACUUUCAUUGAGAAGACUGAUGAGGAGAGCUACAUUGUCUUUACGUACAGACCUUGCGGGUGUUGCUCUUAUGUCGGCCGCCGUGGAAAUGGUCCCCAGGCGAUAUCCAUUGGGAAAAACUGUGACAAGUUUGGCAUUGUGGUUCAUGAACUUGGGCAUGUAAUCGGCUUUUGGCAUGAACACACGCGACCUGACCGUGACGAUCAUGUGACCAUCAUCCGGGACAACAUCCAGCCAGGUCAGGAGUAUAACUUCAUCAAGAUGGAACCAGGGGAUGUCAACUCUCUUGGCGAGCCGUAUGAUUUUGACAGCAUCAUGCAUUAUGCCAGAAACACUUUCUCCAGAGGAAUGUUUUUGGACACGAUUCUUCCCUCUCGUGACGAGAAUGGCGUCAGGCCUGCUAUUGGUCAGAGAACCAGACUCAGCAAAGGGGAUAUAUCGCAAGCCAAGAAGCUGUACAGAUGCCCAGCAUGUGGCGAAACACUACAAGACUCAGUGGGGAAUUUCUCAUCUCCAGGAUAUCCUAAUGGAUACCCAUCAUAUACACACUGUGUAUGGAGGAUCUCCGUCACACCUGGGGAGAAGAUAGUGUUAAACUUCACCACUAUGGACCUCUAUAAGAGCAGCCUGUGCUGGUAUGACUACAUUGAGGUUCGUGACGGAUACUGGAGAAAAGCGCCAUUGCUGGGCCGAUUCUGCGGUGAUAAAAUUCCAGAAGUUCUGGUCUCUACAGACAGUCGGAUGUGGAUUGAGUUUCGAAGUAGCAGCAACUGGGUUGGAAAGGGAUUCGCAGCAGUCUAUGAAGCAAUAUGUGGAGGGGAGAUCAAUAAGGACUCUGGACAGAUUCAGUCUCCAAACUAUCCAGAUGACUAUCGUCCAUCUAAGGAGUGUGUGUGGAGGAUCACGGUGUCUGAGGGCUACAGCGUAGGCUUGAGCUUUCAGGUCUUUGAGAUCGAGAGGCAUGACAGCUGUGCAUAUGACUAUCUGGAGGUUAGAGAUGGAUUGUCAGAGAAUAGCCCUCUGAUUGGUCGAUUCUGCGGCUAUGAUAAACCUGAAGAUAUCCGUUCUACCUCUAACAACCUCUGGAUGAAAUUUGUCUCUGAUGGGACUGUUAAUAAAGCAGGCUUUGCUGCUAACUUUUUCAAAGAGGAAGACGAGUGUCUGAAGCCAGAUAAUGGAGGCUGUGAACAGAGAUGUGUGAACACAUUAGGAAGCUUCAAAUGUGCAUGUGAUCCUGGAUAUGAACUGGCUCCUGACAAGAAGAGCUGUGAAGCUGCGUGUGGUGGUUUGUUGACUAAGUUGAAUGGCACAAUUACCACCCCGGGCUGGCCUAAGGAAUACCCUCCCAACAAAAACUGUGUGUGGCAAGUAGUGGCCCCGACUCAGUACCGCAUAUCCAUGCAGUUUGAAGCCUUUGAGCUGGAGGGAAAUGAGGUGUGCAAGUAUGACUACGUUGAGGUGCGGAGUGGCUUGUCAUCUGACUCAAAACUUCAUGGGAAAUACUGCGGCACGGAAGUUCCUGAGGUCAUCACCUCCCAGUACAACAACAUGCGAAUCGAGUUCAAAUCAGACAACACAGUCUCCAAGAAAGGCUUCAAAGCUCAUUUCUUCUCCGAUAAAGAUGAAUGUUCAAAGGAUAACGGUGGAUGCCAGCAUGAGUGUAUCAACACUAUUGGCAGCUAUGUGUGCCAGUGCCGCAACGGCUUCAUCCUACAUGAGAACAAACAUGACUGCAAGGAAGCUGAGUGUGAGCACAAAAUCCACAGCACGACUGGAACCAUCAGCAGUCCAAACUGGCCUGACAAAUACCCCAGCAGAAAAGAGUGCACAUGGGACAUCACCGCAACCCCUGGUCACCGCGUCAAAAUUUCUUUUAAUGAAUUUGAGAUUGAGCAGCACCAGGAAUGCGCAUAUGAUCACCUGGAGGCCUUUGACGGUGAUUCAGACAAGACUCCCAUCCUGAGUCGUCUGUGUGGCAAUAAGAUUCCUGAACCACUCAUAUCCACUGGAAACAAGAUGUAUCUGCGCUUCAUCUCUGAUGCCUCAGUUCAACGGAAAGGCUUUCAGGCCACUCAUUCCACCGAAUGUGGUGGGAGGCUAAAAGCAGAAGCACGACAGAAGAACCUGUAUUCUCAUGCUCAGUUUGGAGAUAAUAACUACCCUGGACACACCGACUGCGAGUGGCUCAUAGCGGCAGAGUCGGGUUAUGGCAUCGAACUCACUUUCACCACCUUUGAGGUAGAAGAAGAGGCCGACUGCGGGUACGAUUACAUCGAACUUUACGAUGGCUACGACACUGGAGCGCACAAAAUCGGACGCUUCUGUGGAUCUGGGCCCCGUGAGGAGCUUUACUCUGCUGGCGAUGCCGUGUUGAUCCAUUUUCACUCUGACGACACCAUCAGUAAGAAAGGCUUCCACAUCCGCUACACUAGCACAAAGUUUCAGGAGGCGCUACACACACGCAAGUAACAUUUGAGAGACUGAAGACAGGGAUAAAAUGAGGAGAAAAAGACUCCAGCAAACUAUUGCGAUUGAUUCAUUUCAAUCAAAGACCCUGCCGUUAUGUGUUUCCUGCAUUGGAUUUGCCUCUUUAUGUUCAGCCACUACAGAAGUGCUGUCAUAUUGACCCUAAACACCAAUCAGCUGCUCUUAUGUGUGGGAUUGCUCCGCCCGCUGGAGUGGUGUCUUGCGCUCUCUGACUGGAGCAGUGCAGUGAAAACUCACACACACACACACAAACACACACAAUCACACACAAAAAAACUUUCUUGUUGGCUGUCCAUUCUUCACACAUAGAGUUGCACACUGAAACUAAGGGACACUGAUAAUAAGACAUUUAAGUAACUGCUAUUGAACAGGUGUGUGUGUCGCUCUGGACAGCAUGGACAGUUUGGCUGCUGACGCCACACCACACUGUACCUCAGCUAAAAAUGUGUGUGUGUAUUUGGAUGUGUGUGUUUGAAAGAAAAACAAAGAGAGAAAGAGAGAGAGAGGCCUUCAAAUACCAGCCUGAACUCAUUCAAAUGUUUUUUUUAAUUGUGGUUGUAAAAUUCUUCUGUUAUUAUUCUGUUAGCUUUAUGGCAAAACCCAUUUUCUUUCCAUCAAAAGUGAAAAGUAAAUAUGUAGCCAUUUUUAACAAUAAGCUUCCUUACAUAUAUGUAGACCAUUGUUUAUGUCAGCGGAGACAGACAUCAUUUGUCAGUGAUUCGAACUAUUAAGGUAGAGGGUCUUAUUCACUAAGUAUCUGCACGCAUCAAUUGGUGUGUGAAAUUUCCAUCUAAGGCUCACUCUGAAAAUGUACCUCUACAUACAUUUCUGGAGAUCGCCAAAUACAUCCCAUGAGCUAUGUUUUUUCGCAGUUUCGUUUUUCUCGAAUCCAUCAGAGACUGCUGUGUAUGCUUUUUGAGAUCUCAAAUUUCUCUCGCGAGUGCCAUUCGCACCUGCAGUUCGCGCGUAAAUCCACCAGAGGCCGCCCAACCAAAAGUGUUUUCAAAAGCACAGAUUGACCCGCCCACCCACUUCCCUAAACCCAACCGACAAAUUUACAAAGCAAUUCAGAAAAAGAAAAGCCCUCAUCUGAUUUGUACCCACGUUUUACCGCAUUCUCAUCCUGUUAUUUACUUGUUUAUAUAGAUUUUUAGGUUCUGUUUUUGUCUUACCUGCUUUCUGGAACCUUUUCUCACUGGACUCUAGUGGACAAACUGGUAACAGCCGGAAAGCCGUCCAUAUGUAAGCGGUCAGCUGGUACGCGUGAAUAGGAAUAGUGUCAUACCGCCCCGUAGCGUUCAUUUAAAAAAUGAAAUGCAGCCAUGUGUACUUCUGGCUACAUAAUUCUUAAAUCUCCAGAAAUGUAUAUAGAGCCACGUUUUCAGAAUGAGCCUAUGUUGGAAAUUUCACAAAUCACAUAUACUGUGUUUUGUACUAAAAUUUAUUCUAAAUUCCAAAAAGGAAUGACUGAAACCACACAUCUGCAAGUCACAUGCUCUGGGUGGCCUUAUGAUUGUAAGAUCAAGUCUUAUACAUCAAUACAUUUCAUCAUAUUCUUUUUGCCUCUGGGACACACAUCAAGUUCCCUUUUCAUUAAACUAUGACACAUUUGUCCCCAUAUGAACAUACGCACACCCCACUUAACAUAAAUACAGAUUGAAAGAAUACUAGGCUACGUUUACACUGCAGGCAAAUGUUGUCCAUCUGUUUUUGUCAUGAGAGUGUAAAGAGCCCAAACAGCAUGGAAUCUAAUCUUUUCAAUUUUGACUAUGCCGCUUUUAAAUGUGGUAUUAAAUCAGAUACAGAUCUGAUGUUCUGAAAUUCGACUGCAGUAUGAACUCAUGUGAAUACUGAAUUCAUGUGACUUUUACAUCACUUUUGAUCGACACAUGUCAUUAUUCUGUACUGGUUUGUGCUGCAAACAUCCUCUACUCCCAGCGGUAUAGCAGAAUAGCACACAUGGCAAAUACUUGACCAAACAUGAAGGUUGCUCAUUUUGAAUAUUUUUUGAAUGAGAGCCGCUGCUUGCUAAUUAAACAUUAUCCGUCAACUUGUAACAAAAAAAAGAUUGUCCAGUUAGAUUUAAAAUACCACUAUAAUUGCAAUUUGCAUAUAUUAAAAGAAUAAAAUACAUAGGCCUACAUGAAAUGGCUAUAUUUCACUUAAAUAAUUUAUUUACAACAUCAAAUGCAACAAGUUUAAGGCUCUUUUUAAACCUUUUUUUUUGUUGUUAAGGACAAAAUCCUUCAAUAUGCUGGUAGGCAACGUUUCAGUUUCACUUUGAUGAGAUUUGACUGGAUACAGCCUAUGCUGUUUAUAAGAAAAUAAAAUGAAUUAACAGUAGGCUAGGUUAUCAGACUCUGCAAAGUGAAAACAAUGGAUGCUUUUUACAUUUUCGGGUUUCUCGGUAGUGGAUGUAUAAACUUAGAGUGCAGUGAAUCAGAGAGUACAACAAAACAUUUUUUUACAACCCUAUUUGCUGAAAUAAUGACAAACCCCCCCCCCCCCACAAUGGUGUUAUCAAGACUUUCAGAAAAAAGGAAAAAAAUUGUGUGCGACUGAUGACGGCUAAUUUAGUCUCAGCCCCAUAGACGCUGCAUUAGAAACAUCUCGCAUAAGCAGUCAUUCGUUUUUUAUUGUAAUUUGAUGCAAAGAUGAUAUAAUACAUUCAUAAAUGCAUGUUAAUGUUCAUACUUUUUUUUUUUUAAAUCUAGAUAUUAAAAACUUAUAUUAUAAUUUCCAUAUAAUUUUUAACGCUAGGUGUGUGCUCUGCCUUUACAGUUCAGUCUGCUCAUUAAUUCUUGAUGAGUUCACAACACACCUGUGGUUCACAACACACAGUGGUGGUUAACAACAAAUAAUCACAAAGUGACAAAUUUCGGGAGGAGCACGCUCAGAAGUUUCAGUAUCAAAUACGUCAUUGACAAUUGUUCUAUUAUUCAAUCAGUUCUUGACCAAACCCCUAUAUAUACCAAAGCUGUCUUACCUGCAGCAUCUUAUGACUUUAGCAUCCCUCCACCACCUUGUCACCUCACCUCUUAAGCAUUACAAUUCUGGGGGGAGCAUUCUGCGGCCGGGCUAGAUACUUCGCUCAAAUCCCAAUUCCUCUCUGUUUCCUGAUAAGAGGAAUAACUCGAGUUGGGGUGUCUUCCCCCAGCUCAGAGCCCGCCAAAUACGCUUUAUUCUGAAACUAUUGCAAGUGUGAACUCGUGAAAAAACGUAUUUUAGGUUUCAAACACUGAAAUGCACAUUAGCACGAGAAAAACAACCUUUUACAGAAAUAUUCAUAAAAAACACAACGGUUGACUGUGAAAAACAUAAACAUAAUCUGACCGUAGUAUGAAUGGUUAUGUAGCUUUUAAAUAAUUUUCGAUCAACACAUGUCAUUAUUCUGUACUGGUUUGUGCUGUAGACAUCCUCUUCUCCCCAGCGGUAUAGUGGAAUAGCACACUGGGCAAAUACUAUUAUCCAAAAUUUAAGGUUGCUCAUUUUGAAUAUUUGCGUUAUUCACUUCAUACAGAAUACAAAUUGUGUGCAUAAUUAGACAUUUUGUGCUGUGCAUAUUGGUACUUUUGCGCAUGCGGGUCAGUUUAGGACCAUGAUCUGUGCACAUUGUAAAACUGAUAUUGGCCACAUUUUGAACAACAGUGUGAACAGCUAAAAAAUCUGAUCUGAAAAAAAAAUCCGAUUUGAAUCCGAAGUCUCUCAGUGUGAACGUAGCUUUAGUAACACUACUGAUGAACAAAUAUUAAAAAGCAGUCCCAAACUAGUUUUUAUAGAUUCAAUAAAAUGAGUAGUGGUUGUUUAACAGCAAGUUACAUACUGGUCAUUUCUUUUGCUCUCGUGAUGCAUCACUACACCUGUGCAUGCUGUUGAAGAGUAUUGUGAACACAGUAACAGCUGACAGCUUGGGAACGUUUGUUCGACUUUUGAAUAGUUUUUAUUUCUUUACAAAGAACAAAAAUGUUAUUUUUCGGUUACUUUAUUAAUAUGACUAAAAUGAUUUUCAUGUAAGACAUCCCAGCAGGCACACAACACCAUAAGACAUUAAUAUUAGGUUAGAUUUAGGUCAUGACGUCAGGUGACCAAAAUUCAAUGUCUAGCCAGCGUCUUAGGACAACGUUAUUUUGACGUCCAAUAACGACGUCAAAUUACAUUGAUAUUUGGUUGAUCUUGGGUUGUGUUGGAAAAUGACCAAAAUCCAACAUCUGAUAGAUGUCAUAGUAGUAAUGUCCACACAACGUCAAGGUGUAACAUGAUUAGACAUUGAUUUUAGGUUGAUUUUAAGUUGGACGUCGGACAUUGAUGUCAGCCUGACGUUGGGUUCUGAUGUAAACCAGAUUUUCAUUUCCAAACAAAAUCCAAUGUCCCCGACGUUGGGGUACAACAUCAAUAUGGCAUCAUGUUGAUGUCCUGUGCCUGCAGGGAUUACACACUAUGCUUAGCCCAUAUUUUUGAAAUUUUACUUGGCAAGCUCUUGUAAGCAGCUGGAUUUUACUGUAGGCAAUCGAGCACCGGUUGCUGCUCUUGUCUGGCCACCUUCUGCAUUUCCACUAUUGAAAAUAGACACUCACAUCUGCUGCAUUGUGUCUCAAAUGGCCUUUUGGAAAAAAAAAAUUUUCUCAAGCACAAAGGAACCAUGUCUAAAAGGAGCUAUCAACAGCUUUCACAAACACCUUUCAAAAUCAAAAAGCGUACAAGAACACUCUGCAACCCACCAGUUGAGAAACACCAGCCUAAUAUAUAUUGUACAGUUAUCUAGAGGUCUGUAAUCUGAGUCUGCAUUAAUGGAGUUUGAGCGGAGAUCUGGCUCCUCUAGAGUCAUUUGUUUGCUCAUAGUUAUGAAAGGCUGAUCAAAUACCUUUUAUAUAGAGAUGGUUUGGGUGUCUUAUGAAAGUGACUAAACUCCAAAGUCAUUAACAUACACAAUUAGUCCAUUUUAUUAGAAGUUUCGUUUAAAAAUCGUGCAAUGUGAAUUUUAGUGAAUGAGACCCAGUGUCUUGUGCUUCGUUCAUGAAGAGGCCCACAGGGAAUCUAGAAGCCAUUCACAACACCUUGUGUGUUCACUUACCAAACACCAGUAAUUGAAUACAACAUUUGAUCAUGCUAUGAAAGUGUAAUGCUAUUUCACAAUUGCAUUCCCAAGAUUGUAUUCAAAUAGUUAGAUUCCAUCUGGGCCUGUUCCUGACUUCCACAAAGCAUGUGAAUUUGUUUGAUCACAGAAAAUGAUCUAAUUUGACUGUUGAAGAAAUCAGUGGUUUUCUUAAUUUUCCAGUAAAGCCUCAUGAAGAAAUGAAAAGGAAAUGAUGUCAUAAAGCCUUGCAUAAUAUGUCUGUUACAGCUGUGACUAUAACCACCUUAACCCUGUGCGCUUUAUAUGCACUUAACACAGAAAGACUGGAACUGUGUGCUCUCCAAUCAUGCAAAUACCAAUGAAGAUGACAAACUGAGCUCAGACAAACACGACGGAUACAGACUCAUCACAAGGGAACGUUCUUUGUUGCUAUAUUGUUGCUAUAUUCCCAAUGACGAGUUUUCCCAGCUUGGAAAGAAGUCGCUGUUGAAGGGAAAAUCCUACGGUGCUAUUCGGUGUCUCGAAGCAAACGACAGAUCCCAUGAAGCAAUGCUCCAGCCAUUCAGUGAAUGCGUUGGUGCAGUUGAGAGGCAACGUCGAGAUGACGACUUCGCUCAACUAAAACACUGACAAACACAUUCUCACAGCAUUGACAGCACUAGUGUUGUGGAGGAACAAUUAUUGCCUUAGAACCAAAAUGUACAUUCUUGCACAUGGUGAUGUUUCUGUAGAUAAUGAUGUUUUUGUUUUCAAAUUAUUAUUAUAUUUUAUUUGAUAUUAAGUUUAAAGAACUUGAACCUUUAUGUUUAAAAAAAAAGAUCUUUAAAUGGACUGACCUGAAACCGUCCCCUUUUGCCACGCGCACACACACACAGAUACGUUUUAAUGCUUUAAAUUCUGUCAGACUGUGAUGUAUGUGUGCAUCUGUUGGUCACAGGUCAUGUGACUCUGUUCUGACUCAUGUGAGUAUUUCUGUAUGUGCCAAGCUCCUGUUGAUUCCACUCUAGAUGAAUUACGAUGUAUGAAAAUGUGAAACAUGAUUUAUUCAACUGUUUUAGCAUCAUCCCAAUGACUCUUCAAAGAAGGACUCUUCAUUCUCAAACAGUGAUUAAACUCAUGUCAGGUCAAUUAAA